Messenger RNA from Beta vulgaris subsp. vulgaris (sugar beet), 426 nucleotides. RefSeq lists its product as uncharacterized. Gene Ontology annotation, molecular function: zinc ion binding. The record is from RefSeq and is a predicted model, not a curated record. Bases 1 to 426 code for a protein of 141 amino acids. The transcript has a single exon. Lineage: Eukaryota; Viridiplantae; Streptophyta; Magnoliopsida; Caryophyllales; Amaranthaceae.
AUGGGUAGCACAUCAACAGGUUUGUCCAAUAGAGUUCUUCCCAAAAUUUGCAAAUGUAAGAUUGGUGUGGCAACUCUGACAUCAUGGACCAGCGAUAAUCCUGGGAGGAAAUUUAUAACUUGCAAGUUCUAUGAUCGCAUUAGAAAAAUCAGGCAUGGCUGUGAUGUGUGGGAGUGGGUUGAUGAACAUCAAGAGGAAUGGCAAAGGGUGCUGAUUAAUCAACUGUUGUUGGAAAAGAAGCUGCUUGGUAGUGAUAUUGAAGUACUGAAAGCUGAGGUUCAUAAACUGGAACAACAAAGGAUGAAGCUUGCUAAGGAGAAUGAGAGAUUGGUGAAGAAACUGAAGGCAGGUAGCAGGGAGAAGAGAGGAAGUGAGAGUGGAAGGAUUAACAUUUUCUAUGGGAUUUGUUUGUUUUGUUUUCUGUAA